Molecule: messenger RNA, 2689 nt
Organism: Gadus macrocephalus (Pacific cod)
Lineage: Eukaryota; Metazoa; Chordata; Actinopteri; Gadiformes; Gadidae
Gene: il21r.1
Product: interleukin 21 receptor, tandem duplicate 1
Exons: 10
Coding region: 285-1865 (526 amino acids)
Biological process (GO): cytokine-mediated signaling pathway; immunoglobulin mediated immune response
Cellular component (GO): external side of plasma membrane
Molecular function (GO): cytokine receptor activity; protein binding
Source: RefSeq, a predicted model, not a curated record
AUAGCCCACCAACUCAUAAGCCCCUGGCUCCACACGGCGUGCAUGAGGCUAGAGGAAGAGAGUUGGUGUUUCGUAGCACUGUGGGCGGCCUGCGGCACAUCGGGGCGGCCCCCUGAUGCGAUGACUCAGAGCAGGUUUUGCCAAGUGUUUCUUGUACGUCCAAGCCACAAGGACCUCAGGAGGUAAAGGGUUCGAUGCGCGGACACCGCACGACAACAUGAUAACGAAACAUCUGAGAUAACAUUCUGUUUACGUAUGGAUGACAAGUAGCCUUAACUGUUGGAAUGGCAGUCCAAUUACUCUGCUGGGUUCUGUUCUGGGAUCUGUUGUGUUUCUGCAUCAGAGACGUCACGUGUCUCUGUAACAUCACCUGCACCACCGACUAUGAGCGAUACCUGGAGUGCCAAUGCGCCAACGUACCUCCGAGUUCUAUUGGGCUGGAAGCAAAUUGCAGUGGCGAGUAUGACGGCGAAGAAAUAGCAGUCCUCAGCAGCUGCGAGCUCCGGCCUCCUCAGUCCAGCUGCAAGAUGCACCCUGAGGACUUCUUCAAGAUCGUCUCCACAGAUACAUAUUGCACUGUGAGAGUCAUUUACCCGCUGGGGCCCUCCACAGACCCACUGGGGCCCCCAAAGGACCCUCUGAGGCCCUCCACCGACCUACUGCAGCCCCCCACGGCUGGAGUGGUGGAAUCGAACUCCUGGCUUCUGUGCGAUAUAGUGAAGCCGCCGCCGCCAUCGAACCUGCGUGUGACGCACCACGGGGGGAGAGUGAACCUCACCUGGGAGGUGGACAGCUACAAGCACUGUCUGAGCUACAGGGUUCGGAUCAGAGACCCCACCCAGGUCCGCAGCUUCGAGUUGCCCCAGCAGUACCUGGCGAUGGACGCCUCCAGCCUGCUCCCCUCCUGCCGCUCCCAGGCCGACGUCCAGGCCUGCCCCUGCCCUGAGUCCUACCUGAAAGGGCCCUGGAGCGCCUGGAGCCCUGCAGUGGACCUCACGGAAGUCCUUGUGCCGGUAGGCGGAGAGAUCCGGUUGGUCCUCUGUGUCGCCGUGCCCGCCCUCCUCUGUGUCAUUGCCCUCUGUUACGUCUCAAAGCCAUUUUUUACGAAGAAAGUCCAGUUCCUAAUGUUCGUCCCUGACCCAGGCCCGUUUUUCAAGCCCCUCCGCGACAAAUAUGACGGGAACUUCAAGGAAUGGGUUCAUCCGGCGUUCAGCGAGGAGGAGGUCCUGAGGGUAGCGGCCGUCCCAGCCAGCGACCAGAAGCUGCUCCCGCUUAGUCACCACGGCAACCACAUUAGGAGAGACGGGGAGGAGGAGGAGGAGGAGGAGGAGGAGGAGGAGGAGGAAGGCGGCGGCGAGUUCAACGCCCAGGCGCGCCAGCCGGGGGAACGGGCCGGCGCCGUCCCCGGUCUCCUCUCCCUCCGCACGGUGGUCCUGUCGGGGUUCGGGGGCGACGGGGGGGGGCCCCCCGAGACCCGCGGGCGCGGCGGCGCCGGAGGGGCGGGGCCUCCGCCGGCGGCGGCGGAGGAGGAGGAGGAGGGAGGCGACGGUCCCGCCGAGGCGUCGAGCCCGGCCCCGCGGCCGUCCCCGCUGGGGGGGCCGCUGGGCCCCUGGGACGACGACUACCCCCACGUGGACCUGGACACGGUGGACAGCGGCUUCGGCGAGUCGGCCUGCAGCAGCCCCGUCUCCUCGGAGCACGCCGCCGCCGCCGCCGCGGGCGAGGCGGGCUUCUUCCCCCCCGACGGACACUGCAAGUCCGCCUACGUCCGGCAGUGGAUGGACCGGCAGCAGCCGCCUCCGCCCGCAGAGCAGCACCAUCGCCCGCCGCCUCCUGCUUACCAGAACCAGAACUACGAGGCCUAGUUGGGAGCCCCCCCCGGACCUCCACACGCAUGCAGUGUGGGAGGGAGAGGGUGAAUGUGGGGGUGGGUGUGUGCGGAUGAGUGUGGGUGUGGGGGUGUGUGUGUGUGUGUGUGUGUGUGUGUGUGUGUGCGUGUGCGCGCGUGCGCGCUGACAAGUCUUCACUAGAUGUCAUUAAGGAACAGCCACAGUCCACAGGGAACUUAAAAACGUAAACGUGUAGUCGUGUACCCUAUUUUGUAUGAUAAGUUGUGAACCAAAAUCUGCCUUCUAUCACCUUAAAAAAAAUGGCAAGAAUUAACGGGUUGGUGUCCAGACAAGACCUUUAAAAAACGGAUCCAUGCUUCAUUUCUAAGCAGGGCUAAGCAUCUGUACUGUGCCGUUUAAACAGCUCUCUCUCUGAAAUGGAGGUAGACAGCACCCUCUCACACGCAGGAGGCCGCCGGUGGAGUUUGAAUCAAGACGAGGCGGGCAGACCACAUUACUCGAGGGCUGAGAUCCCUGCGCUGGCUUCCUGUGGGGUUUUCAUUAGCGUGCAUCACAUCCGCAGCGAUGCGAGGGGCCCUGAACGGGUUCAGACUGACACACAUCAGUGAACUGCCUGUGGUUUGGGGGGCGUGAGAGUCUGAUCCCAUGGUUGACCCAAUCAGGGUGAAGCAGUGUUUAAGUCUCCAGUUUUCAUUGAAUCGUAAUUUUGUAAUUUACAUUCCUCUUUUUCUUGUUUCUACUCUAUCAAUGUUUGUCCUUUAACGUUUUUUUACCUGUGAUUUUUCCUUUGUGAAGCCCCAUACAUGGCCUUUAUAAAUAAAAUGAUAAUGUGAGACCAA